This is a messenger RNA of Drosophila kikkawai, 586 nucleotides long. RefSeq names its product dynein light chain 1, cytoplasmic. Gene Ontology annotation, biological process: microtubule-based process. The record is from RefSeq and is a predicted model, not a curated record. Lineage: Eukaryota; Metazoa; Arthropoda; Insecta; Diptera; Drosophilidae. Gene Ontology annotation, cellular component: cytoplasmic dynein complex. Gene Ontology annotation, molecular function: dynein intermediate chain binding.
GCUCAGUGUGCUUUCUGUCAGAUCGAGUUUCAAUAGAAAUCAUUUGCCAUUCGCAGUUUUGGUUGUCCAUUUGGAGAAAAGUCAAAAGAAAAAAUAUAAAAACCGCUUAUAGAUUUCGAAUUCAAAGAUGUCUGAUCGCAAAGCCGUAAUCAAGAACGCUGACAUGAGCGAGGAGAUGCAGCAGGAUUCCGUAGACUGCGCCACCCAGGCUCUCGAGAAGUACAACAUUGAGAAGGACAUUGCGGCCUACAUCAAGAAGGAAUUUGACAAGAAAUAUAAUCCCACCUGGCAUUGCAUUGUGGGACGCAAUUUUGGCUCAUAUGUAACCCACGAGACGCGCCAUUUCAUCUACUUCUACUUGGGCCAGGUGGCGAUUUUGUUGUUCAAGAGCGGUUAAAGUCUGGUCGAGAUGUGGGAGGAGGUGAUGGUGAGGAUGCCUUUUGGAGGGGCAAGCACAACAACAACAACAACAGCAACAACAACACGUACAUAGACACGAACACUGAGAGGAAGAGGUGCAGGAUCAGUUGGAGCAGGUUGCAGCAUCAACAAGAAACAAAAGACAAUAAAAAAUAGUUGACAUCAA